Molecule: messenger RNA, 1812 nt
Organism: Marasmius oreades (fairy-ring Marasmius)
Lineage: Eukaryota; Fungi; Basidiomycota; Agaricomycetes; Agaricales; Marasmiaceae
Exons: 3
Coding region: 1-1812 (603 amino acids)
Source: RefSeq, a predicted model, not a curated record
AUGGCCAACGUUCAAUCGGACGUGCAAGGUCUCCAGAAUCUUCUUCAAUCCAUUGCUCCGGAAGCCGUGCAAGACGUUACGCCUGAAGCUCUUCAACGACUAUCGGAGAAGCUUUCUGAACUGAUGGGUGAGGACGUUGCGAGGACUGCUUUCUCUGGUGCUGAUCAAGGAGUUCCUCUUGUCGACAUCACCGAGCCGGGCUCUUCCAAAUCAUCGAAAAAGGAAGUAUCGUUAGAGGAGGAACCACCUUUGAUCCCGCUCUCUUCAUUAUCACCCUUCGAGCGCGCAAACCACAGAAGAGAGCGGGAUCGAAUACUCGAUCUACUGGAACAGGAAGAAGAACAAGGACAACGGAAAGCGGAUGAGGCGGAAAGACUUGAAAGACAGGCUUCUCUGGAGAAACGAAGGGAAGCAGCCAAACCGGAAUUAGACAAAAUGAAAACGAUGAAAGAAACUCAUAAGAAGAUGGGAAAAGCGUUGAUGCGAAGUAUGGCUGAAGCUAGGGAGAACGUAGAAGCGAAACCAAAGAAGGAACAGGAGGAUGCUCUUGUGCAUCAGCAAGUAGCAGGCACAGCUAGCUCACAGAAAAAGACGGUUUCGUUUGCAGAUGAAGACGCUUCCGCGCCCCACUCUACCAGUCCCCCCAAUGAUUGGGGGGACCUGUCCAAGGGCAAAUUACGGCCUUCACCGCUGCCUAAUCUCACGGGCAAUGACUCCGAACUUCUCAUGAAGAAAAACGUAGUAGAAAGGAUACCUGGUUCUGGACAAAUUACCGGACAGCUAGAAACGAAAGAACGAGAAGCCGACUCUGAGCUUCCGCCUGAAUCAGAUAGCGACCAGGGGGACCAUCCCGAUACCGAUCAGUAUUUGGAGGUGGACGACUUGGACCUGGAUUUCGCAUUUCAUCAACGAGAGAUUGCUUUGGCGUAUCAGGAGAAGCGCGGUAAAAUCGGAGAGGAAGCUGCUUUUGCUCUUACAUCCCUUAAUCAUGAACCCGACGAGGAGCUAUCCUCAGGAAACUCAAAGGCCAAAAUCUCUGCAUCGGAAUCCCGUGCAAAUCGACUAGCUUCAGCCUCUUUAACGUCCGCCCCAUCCUCAUCGCAGUCCCUUGGUACUUCGGUAAUCCCUGUUGCUGGCGCAGACACCUUGAAACGAGUGAUACGAAUGGGAGACAUUGACGAGGGCGGAAGGCUUGUCGGAAGUGAACAUGAAAGCGAAGAUGAAGACCAUGCGACGAUGAAUGAGCAGGAGCAAGAAGCAGUGCAAGAAGUAGUCGAGCUGCUGAAGAAGGGGCAAGUUUACAACAUGGGGCCAGGCGGUGAUCUGCACACCGUACCUCCCGGAAAGGUGAAGACCGCACCGUUCACGAUGCCGACAGAACCCCCGCCAUCGGUUGUCAAACAGAAAGAGAAGACUCCGUCAAAGUUCAAAUUGGCCAAGUCACAAAAUCGUGCCAGUACGAGUAGCAGUAACGAAGUUUCGGGCUCUAACACUCCACUAUCGACUGCUGAGCGGUCGUCACCGAAGCUGCCUGGAGUUACCGAACUUGUGGUACCUUCCUCCUCAUUCCUGAAGGGAACAAUGGUCGAGGCUCCACCGUUUUUCUCUAAUGCGGGUUCCAAGGUCAUCGAAUCGCCCUCUAUAUCCUUUCCAGCAACACGACUGCAGCGACCACCGGCUGUAAUGGCGGCUGCUGUGAAGGAGAAGGAGGCUACAAAAGCGGGAGAUGGAACUGGGGAUGCACAACCACCGCCACCGCUAUCAGAUCGACCGCCGAAGCGAAUCUCAAGAUUUAAGGCUGAACGUAUGUAG